AUGCCCAAGAAGCUCGCGUACCGUUCCACCUUCAUCGCCGUCCAGGAGGACGAUGGUACUGCUUGCCGACGCACGCGCAGCCUUCCCGCUCGGCUCGGGUCCGUCGUCACUGCGGUGGAGUCCCGAUACGUGGGCAACCUCCUGCAGAGGCAUGCAGCAUCCUUCGGCUUGGAAGAGGAGACCUCGAAUGACGUGGAGAAAGCGGCAGAAGAGGCUCCGUCUCAUAAGGCAGAGCCGGCCUCGAACGAUGGCAGCUUUGGUCACCCAGAGGUGUGCGGGCGUCCCUGCGUGCGGUUCAUGCAUGGCAACUGCGAGCAGGGCGCGGCGUGCCAAUUCUGUCACCUUGAACACACGAGGCCCAAGGGGAAGCUUGACAAGCGGCAGCGCCAGUGCUUCGACACCUUGAAUGAGCAUCAGGUGCUAUCUCUCCUCAUCCCCUACAUUUUUGCUCGAUGCGAGGAUCAGGGCAUCGCCGAGCCGAUGGCAGAGGUGCUGGAAUUGAUCCGUGGCCGGCUGCAAGAGCUGGAGGCUGCGCCUGUCGCGCGGCCCAUGAUGCCCGUGCCACGCAGCAAGAGCAACUUCCUCCGUGUCAUAUUGAAGAGGCUGAGCACAGCACGGCUGGUGGAGCUGCUGGUGCAGACCCAGGCAGAUGGCUUCUCAAUGUGCCUGCAGCAAGCACUGGGCCGUGCCCGUGCCGCCAUGAGUCCGUAG
This is a messenger RNA of Symbiodinium sp. CCMP2592, 711 nucleotides long. NCBI's taxonomy places the organism in Eukaryota, Dinophyceae, Suessiales, Symbiodiniaceae. The record is from the annotation of a GenBank genome assembly.